Messenger RNA from Aspergillus nidulans FGSC A4, 2943 nucleotides. RefSeq names its product SET and WW domain protein (gene set2). Gene Ontology annotation, cellular component: nucleus; chromosome. The coding region runs from base 1 to 2943 and encodes 980 amino acids. The transcript is spliced from 5 exons. Gene Ontology annotation, molecular function: methyltransferase activity; histone H3K36 trimethyltransferase activity; histone H3K36 methyltransferase activity. NCBI's taxonomy places the organism in Eukaryota, Fungi, Ascomycota, Eurotiomycetes, Eurotiales, Aspergillaceae. Gene Ontology annotation, biological process: chromatin remodeling; regulation of DNA-templated transcription. The record is from RefSeq and is a predicted model, not a curated record.
AUGUCAACUCAUGACAACGCGGACCGCCAGUCAGAAUUUGUUGCCGAUGCAGUCACUGCGAUGAAACUGGAGCAGUCCGAGAAUAACACCGAUGCUCCGAUCCUCAACGGCGGAGGCGCCGCGAUGAAGCCCGACUCCAAAGCCGCGUCGCCAGAACCCCUAAUAAAAGAUGAGCGGGCAUCCUCGACCUUUAUGAAGUCGCGAUCCUCUUCACGAACACCGUCUUCACGAACACCGCUCAAAAAAGAACACUCAGAUAGCGAAGAUAUCCAGGAAAAGCGUGGGGAUGAUGCGUCGGGUACAGAAAAGGUUGGAGGGGGCAUCUCGGUCAAAAUGGAGCCGGGACAGCCUCCCAAGCUUGCUCGUAGCUCCUCACAAAAGGUGGUUCCGCGACCGCCACAGCUGUUCUUGGACUUGCCGGAUAGUACGGAGGAAGCUCAGAAGACAUUUGAGGUGAUCGAAACCUGCCAGUAUGCUAAUAAAUACAUGGGCUAUACGGAGCAUGCUAUGGAGUGUGAUUGUGCGGAAGAAUGGGUUUUAGUUGUUGUCCUUGCACCAUCCCCAAGCUUUCGCGUUCCGUCUCAAAAUCCGGCCAGUUCAACGAAUCGAGCAUGUGGAGAGGACUCGGACUGCAUCAACCGCGCGACCAAGAUUGAGUGUAUGGGCGACUGCGGCUGUGGGCCAGAUUGCCAGAACCAACGGUUUCAGCGCAGGGAGUACGCGAAUGUGGCUGUCAUUAAAACUGAGAAGAAGGGUUAUGGUCUCCGCGCGGAAGAGGACUUGCGACCGCAUCAAUUCAUUUUCGAGUACGUCGGGGAGGUCAUCAACGAAGGCCCGUUCCACCGCCGCAUGAGGCAGUAUGAUGCAGAAGGGAUCAAGCAUUUCUAUUUCAUGUCCCUCAGCAAGGGUGAAUUCGUCGACGCAACCAAGAAGGGCAAUCUCGGGCGUUUCUGCAAUCACUCGUGCAACCCCAAUUGUUAUGUCGAUAAAUGGGUGGUCGGAGAGAAGCUCCGCAUGGGUAUCUUUGCUGAACGACACAUUCAAGCGGGUGAGGAACUCGUCUUUAACUAUAAUGUGGAUCGGUACGGUGCAGACCCCCAGCCGUGUUACUGCGGCGAACCCAACUGCACAGGCUUUAUAGGCGGCAAGACUCAGACUGAGCGGGCGACUAAGCUGUCAAAUGCGACGAUCGAAGCUCUGGGCAUCGAAGAUGCCGAUGGGUGGGAUACUGCCGUUGCAAAGCGGCCGCGAAAGAAGAAGAUGGGUGAGGAGGAUGAAGAAUAUGUGGACAGCGUACAACCCAAAUCACUGGAUGAAAGCGGCGUUACGAAGGUCAUGGCGGCUCUUAUGCAGUGUAAGGAAAAGUGGAUUGCAGUCAAGCUCCUGGGUCGAAUCCAACGUUGCGAUGAUGAACGCGUGCGCAACCGGGUCGUGAAAAUGCACGGCUAUCAAAUCCUUAAUUCACAACUCGCCAUGUGGAAAGAUGAUUUCAACGUUGUUCUACAGAUUCUGGACAUCCUGGACAAGUUCCCCCGUCUCACGCGGAAUAAGAUCAUUGACUCCAAAAUUGAGUCGACAAUUCAGCCACUCACCAGCUGCGGCGACGAACGAGUCGAGCAAAAAGCGACUGUAUUGCUGCAACUCUGGUCGACUCUGGAAAUUGGCUAUCGAAUUCCACGGAUGAAGCGGGAUCCCAAUGCCGCUACUCCGACUGUCAGCCAGUUUCAUCGACGAGAUGAUAUCUCAGAUGAGCGGCAGCAACGCCCUAGAUCACGGUCACGGUCGAGGUCAAUUGAAGCUCCUCGAGGGCCAGCAGCGCAGAAACGAGGCGGCCAGGGCCCAAGAAAUCAACACCAUCAGGGUCCUCGAACGUUCCGACGGCGGUUCGACCCUCUCCCACAGGGCUGGUUUGCGGCCGAGUCCAAUGGCCGAACAUAUUACUAUUCAGCUCGAGGAGACACUACCUGGACGCGGCCCACGAAGCCAGCGCCGCAGCCGCCGCCACCGCCGAAAGAGUCGAGGGACAAAGCACUUCAGAGUAUUAUUGACGGUAUCAUGAACGCAAAGGAACAGACGCCCAAGGAGAAGAGCGGCACGCCUACCACUCCGCAACCGUCUAAGCCCACGCCGGAGGGCAAGGACAGGCAAGAAAAGUGGAGGAGCUACAGCGAAGAGAAACAGAAGAAGCUCUACGAAAACACGCUGUAUCCCCACAUAAAAUACGUCGUUGACAAGUUCAAACACAAGCUUCCGAAAGACGACCUUAAGCGAUACGCGAAAGACGUAGCAAAAAAGCUAGUCAAUUCGGAUUUUAAGAACAACCGGGUCACAGAUCCUACUAAGAUCGACGACAAACAGCAGAAGAAGGUUAAGAAAUUCUGCAAAGAAUUCUUUGACAAAGCGGUUGCGAAGCACCAGGCUCACGAGAAGCGAAAAGCGGAGAAACUGGCCAAAGAAGGUAGCUCAGAUAACAAGCUGGCGACGCCAGUAGGCGGCCAAAGCGAGGGCGACGGAACACCGGACGUGAAGAUGUCAGACGACGAAGGUAGCACUGGGAGGGAAGGGACCGGUAGCCUCAAACGGAAGAGAGACGAACUCAGUGUCGGUAACACGAACACUCCUGACGAUACACCGACUUCUUCAACAAAACGACAGCGAUCGUCAACACCACCACCACCACCUCCCCCUGCCAUGAAUACCAACGACAAUAACAACGACAAUGACGAUAUGAGCGUGAGAAGCGAUGAACCUGAUGCCGACGCAGACGCAGACGAGGUUGUCUUAGUCGGUAACCCAACACCUCCUCCUCCGCCGCCUCCACCUCCACAAGAGGACAUGCGUAUCCCAGACGCAGAUGCAGAGACUAAUGGACACAAUUUCGAAGGAUACGGCGAAAUGAAUCGAUCCCAUCAGGCUCAGAUCGGCAUCGAGGGAAAUGUAUAG